Molecule: messenger RNA, 1634 nt
Organism: Saprolegnia parasitica CBS 223.65
Lineage: Eukaryota; Oomycota; Saprolegniomycetes; Saprolegniales; Saprolegniaceae
Exons: 1
Coding region: 27-1508 (493 amino acids)
Biological process (GO): regulation of cyclin-dependent protein serine/threonine kinase activity
Cellular component (GO): plasma membrane
Molecular function (GO): protein kinase binding
Source: RefSeq, a predicted model, not a curated record
ACUCAAGAGAAGCCGCGCGUCGAUCGAUGGGCGAAGGACCAACGAUGAGCAGCAGCAGCAGCAGCCUGGCCGCCGACGUCGAGUGGAAGGUCGCGCAGUGUCCACGCUCUGGCCGCUCGUACUACUACCACCCGGUCACGCGCGAGACGACAUGGAAGAAGCCGCCGUGCAUCGUCCGGCGCGAGAAGGAGGCAGCGUCCCACUUCUUCCGCACCAUGGAGACCAACAUCAAGAACAAGCUGCGCGCGGGCAUGCUCUCGCCUGAGCCGCGCGCGAGCCGCGAAGACGUUGCCGCCGUGAUUGCAGCCGGCCCGCCGCGUCUCUUCCGGACGCUGUCGGCCAAAGAGGACAUGAACGACACGCCGCCGGUCCAUAGCCGCAAGCCCGCGAAGAACAUGAUGCUCUCGACGGGCCCGCCGCGCCUCUUCCGGACGCUGUCGGCCAAGGAAGAUUUGAACCAAGACGUGCCUGUGUAUGGCUCACUGUCGUCCAAGCUGCCGCCGUCGCCGAUCCCAGAGAACCGCGAGCCGAAGACGCCAAUGCUGCACGAGCGUGCGUCGUUUACCGACGGCAGCGCGUACCGCGACGAAGCGUUUACCGCCGUCGUGCCGCCGCAGCCGCUGCGCAUGCGCUCCAACAGCACCAACUCGAUCUACGUGCGCAUGGGCACGAUGAACCAGCCCGACGUCAAGAGUACGAUGCUCUGCGUGGCCCAUGUGAUCCGCGGGCACAUUCGGGAGGCACACGCGACGCCGCUGCCAUGCGACCCGCGCUUCCACGGGUUCCUCUCGAUCGAGGCGCUGCAGGCGUCGUCGCUCAAGAAGCUGCCGCUGCCGUCGAUCGAGGACAUCGUCGCCUUCAUGCAUCAAGUGCACACAAAGGCGCAGAUGGAGUCGGAGUGCAUCAUCAUGGGCCUCAUUUACGUCGAGCGCCUCUUGCAAGCCACGAUGGGCAAAGGCCUCCAGAUCCACGCCGGCAACUGGCACGCGAUCCUCUUCUCGUCCAUGGUCAUGGCCAGCAAGGUCUGGGACGACCUCAGUAUGUGCAACGCGGAUUUCUCCAAGAUCUGCCACGUCACGUUCCCGCUCCGGCGCAUCAACACGCUCGAGCUCUUGUACUUGUCGGCCGUCGAAUACAACGUGCGCGUCUCGGCCGCGUCGUACGCCAAAUACUACUUCCAUCUGCGCACGAUCUACAAGUCGCUCGCGAUCGGGCAGCUCUCUGCGUUCGACUCGAACACGCCGUUGAACCUCGAGGGCGCGCGCAAAAUGCAAGUCAUCUCGGAAGACUACGAGGAGCGCAUCAAGCUCCUCCCGCCGCCGCUGCGCCGUCGGUCGCGCACGAUUGCGAGCCCAAUGCCCCAUGACAAGAUGAUGCUCGAGGACGAGUACCGGUACUCGGACCUCACGGCGCCGCCCGCGUCCAUUGAGCAGCUCGUCCACAUGGAAGUCAAGAGCGCCGGCGGCUCGUCGCCCAGCUACGGCUUUGGCAAGCGCCACUCGGAGUAGCCAUCGUCCCUUUUUCCUUUUUCUGUCUUCUGUGCCGUCAUUUGCACGGCGUCCUGUCCCGUCAUGUCGCAAGAAUAUCAACCGUGUUGUGUCAAUACAUCAAUGACGUGUCGUCGUCGUCGUCUU